GUCAAAAUUUACUCACCUUUACUGUUCAUUUCUGUGUUGAGUUGAGUGGCUAAUUAAUGUGGUGAGGAAGUGGCGGAGCGUGCGGUUGACGCUCCACCGAGGAGAGUUCCUAAGUGAUUUUUCUCCAUUGGAUCCUUGACUAUUUGCUUUGAGUUAACCACUAUAAAUGGCGGCUCGUGUGUUCUAGCACAAAGUUUUGUUCUCAACACACCACGCAUCCAUUGACACAGACACGCACAGGCGCCCUCUCUCUUUUUCCCUGGAGCAUGUAGAGCACCAAAAACGCAGAGAUGGGUAGGAGAACAAGGAAAGACUCCAAAUCUUACACGCUUCCUUCGUCUCCAUCUCAUUCCUUCUCGUCAUCUUCUUCUUCCGACUUCGAGUUCACCAUCUCCAUUUCCCCUCGCAAAUCCUCCGCAGCCCUCUGUCCCGCCGAUGAGCUCUUCUACAAGGGCCAGCUCUUGCCUCUCCACCUCUCCCCCCGCAUAUCCAUGGUCCGUACCCUUCUCCUCUCCUCCUCCAGCACUUCUUCCUCCUCCACCGACACCACCGCUACCAACGGCGGCGCCCGUGACUCCACCGGCAGCUCCGCUGACUCCCAGUCUUCCUUCAUCUCCGACCUCGCCAUCUUCCCGGACUGCGACUCAUCCCGUCCCAGUUCGGUGACAGAGGACGACGAGUUCAAGCGUCUUCAUAACCCCUCUUCCUCCGUUAAUCAGCAAAGCCAUGUCAAGAAGUCCAAGUACUUCUCUUUAUCGAGAUUCUCCUCUGUCUUCCGCAAAGACUCGGGUAAGAACCGUGACCCGGAUUCCGUGUCCGGGUCGUCGGUCAAGCGGAUGAGCACGACCGCAAGAGAGGUCAUAAGGAAGUACUUGAAGAAGGUGAAGCCGUUGUACGAGAAGCUGUCCCAGAAGCAGCAGCAGCAGCAGCAGCAGAGGACGGUACUGUCGUCAGGGUUGGCGAAAACAGAGAGAUCGGCGAAAGAAACGGAGAGGAAAGAAACGGGGGGUGGAGGUCUGCUUGCUCAUUCCUUCUCGGGGAAUCUGAGGUACCCGCGGAGGAAACGCUGCGCUUCCAGCUGUCCUUCGUCUAUGAGAUCAUCACCCAGCCACUCCGGCGUGCUUUCUCGAAGGGGAUGGCCGACCAGUGGAGCAGGCAGGGCGGGCGGGGAAGGAGGAGCAAUGUAUUGCGGAGACACGGCUUCCAUGGAAGAGUUGCAGAACGCAAUCCAAGGCGCAAUCGCUCAUUGCAAGAACUCCUUGAAUCAGAACAAGGCAAUGUGGGAAAUUGACGUGAAAGGAGGCUAGCUAAAAGCUGCAUGUGACUGUACUAUCAAUAACUUUUCUGAUCUGUAACGAUAACUUGGCAGCAUCUGAAUCAAAGUUUUCAGGGAAAUGAUUCGUGAGCGUUUAGACGAAUACUAGUAGCUAGCAUUUAAAUGAUUCUGGAUUCUAGCAGAGUUGGUUGAAAUCCAAUGGAACGGGAUAUGUGAAAUUGUAAACAGCCAGGAUGAUGCAUGUGCGUGAGAUGGAAGGAAAAUUCAUGGGAUGUGUUUGAUGAUGGGGGAUAAGACGGUGUUUUAUUUAAAUGUGCAUUUAUUGUGAGGAAGCAGCGGAUGGGAAGGUUCAUUUGAAAUGCAGAAGUGCUAGCUCAGCCUUGAAUUUGAUUUCUGCCCAUAUUGUUCUCGUUGGCGUUGAAUUCCAAUUGAAUCCAUUAUGCUACUUGUAGCCUUUAUUGUCACUUCCUCACGUCUCUGUUCCAUUCAUGUCCACGACGUGGCCAGAAAUUUUGUGAUGAACUAAUGAUUAAACAAUAGAUUACCAGUUUUUUUUCUUU
Molecule: messenger RNA, 1836 nt
Organism: Neltuma alba
Lineage: Eukaryota; Viridiplantae; Streptophyta; Magnoliopsida; Fabales; Fabaceae
Product: probable membrane-associated kinase regulator 1
Exons: 2
Coding region: 291-1307 (338 amino acids)
Cellular component (GO): plasma membrane
Molecular function (GO): kinase inhibitor activity
Source: RefSeq, a predicted model, not a curated record